UGAAAUGAGGGUGACCGACUGUUGAUUAUUUUUUAAAGUUGCUGUUUUAUAAUUUAUGCACUUUGAGUCUGUUACUCAGAUUUCUAAUCAUUACAUGUACUUUCCUUGGGCUUUGCCUGAUACUGUGUUGAAUUUGAAUUGUGGGCAUGUGAUUUUUGCCUUUUUGUAGUUUUACAAAUUUUGUGUAAUCUACCUCAAAAGAGUAAUUUUCCAGUAAUGCAUUGGUUAACUAUAAUGCUGGCAUUUCUUGUUCAGUAACUUAAAGACUAUUCUUGUCUCAAUUCAGAGACUAAUUAUCCAGGUUAGAUUGACCGGUUCACUGCUUCUUAGCAACCUCAUGAAAAGGAUUUGAGAAGGAAAUGUGAAUAAAACUGCUCCAGAUACUCAGUACACCUGGUGUGUGCCUAACGUUGAGGAGUCGGACCAAUGUUAGACACCCAUGCUGUGACAGCUCCUGAACCCCAGGAGCCUCUUAGGAUUCAGGUUAACACUGCAGUUCCACAGGACCUCAGGCACAGAUCAUGGAGAAUGGAAGAGUGUGAGUAGAUGCAGAAAGGAGAAACAGCGCCUGUUGUACAGCAUGAGUGUGUGCAAGGAAUGGCGCUUGAUGGAGGCUAGGAAAUUCAUCAAUAACUAAGUGUUGUCAAAUAAUUCAUGACAGGUAAUUGAUAGUGCGUAAUGAACGGACCCUUAGUAAUUGAUACCUAGAAACAGACUGCCUUUGUCAACUAAGCUCUGGAUGUUUUCGUGUGAAGUGUAGCAGUGUGCUUUGUAUGUUAUUUUUCUACCAAAUAGCAUUAUGGAAAAGGAGGGAACGGGGGAGGAAAUGCCUGAGCCGAGGAGCGCGGACAGCGUGAGGGUGGCGGUCCGGGUGCGGCCUUUCAGCCAGAGAGAGAAGAACUCUGGAAGCCGCUGUGUGGUUUCCAUGCAUUCCCAAAGCACCACCAUCCGAGACCCUAAAAAUGGAGAGCAUUUGAAGACCUUCACCUUUGACCUGGCAUAUUGGUCUCACGACGGAUAUCAAAAGGACAAAGACGGCAUCCUUAUUCCAUCUAAUCCAACUAGUAAAUUUGCAGGCCAGAUCCAUGUCUUCCAUGAUAUCGGAAGAGGAAUUCUAGACAGUGCCUGGCGAGGCUACAAUGCUACUCUCCUGGCCUAUGGCCAGACUGGCUCUGGGAAAAGCUACUCCAUGAUUGGCUUUGGCACAAACAAGGGUAUUAUUCCAAGAGUGUGUGAAGAGCUCUUCCAAGCUAUUAAGAUGCAAAAAGAAAACAUAGAACUCCAGGUCAUGUUUAGCAUGCUGGAAAUCUACAAUGAACAGAUAAGAGAUUUGCUAUCUAGAACCAAGACUCCCGGAGGGUUGAAAGUCAGGGAAGAUCCACAGCUGGGCUUUUUUGGAGGUCUGAAGUGGGUGCCUUGUGAGAAUUACGCACAGAUUGAAAAGCUGAUGGAGCAGGGAUCAAAAAUCAGGAUGACAGCUUCGACCAACAUGAAUGCCAGCAGCAGCCGGUCCCACAUGGUCAUCACCAUCCAGUUCAAGCAGAUUUUCCUGGACACAGCCCUCACCAAGCAAUCCAGCAUCAACAUGGUGGACUUGGCAGGAAGUGAGAGGCAGAAAUCAUCAGGAGCUGAAGGAGACCGGCUGAGGGAAGGAUCGAGGGUCAAUUUAAGCCUAACCAGUUUAGGAAACGUCAUCAGUGCUCUGGCUGACUCCGCCAUGGGGAAGAAAGUUCUGCAUAUUCCCUACAGAGAUUCGGUUCUGACCAAACUGCUCCAGUCGGCUCUGGGCGGGAACAGCCGGACAACACUGAUUGCCGCCAUAAGCCCAGCUGAUAUCUGCUAUGAGGAGACCUUGUCGACACUGAGAUACGCCGAGAGGACUAAAAAGGUUCAGAACAAAGCUGUGAUCAACACCUGCGCGCUGGGGAAAGCAUCCAGGGCCGAGAACAAGUCUCUGCUCGGAUUCGGGGGCACCGGAGCGGCAGAACACUCAGCUGGUUCCCUGGCAGAAUGGCAGCUGGGGAUUCGGGGAACCUGGGCCCACCUGCUGGAGCAGGCUCGGAAGGAAUGGGAGGAGCAGUACGCAGCUCUCACGAAGGAGCAACAGAUGAUAAAGGCUCUCCCACACCUUCUCAAUGUCAACGAGGACCCGCAGCUCACAGGGGUCCUCAAGUUCUUCAUCCACAAAGGCUCCUGUGAUGUUGGUCGGGCAGUUUCAAAUGCUAUUCGUCUUCAAGGCCUGGGAAUUUCGGAUAGACACGCUUCCUUCGUGAACCUGGAUGGUAAAGUGACAGUCGCUCCACACGGCAAGUGCAAGGUUGUUGUUAAUGGGGUGCCUGUCACCAACAGGACAAAGCUGCAGCAUCUGGACCGCAUCAUCUUGGGAUCCAACAGUGCCUUCCUCUACAUCGGGUUUCCCUCGGAGCGAGGUGGCGAAGACUGGAGCAGAUUCGACUACGACUUUUUCCAGCUGGAGCGGGCAGCCGCCGAGGGAGUGAGUGUGGACAUGCUUGGUACUGGGAGCCCUGGAGAUGGCCACGCCGAGCCCAGUGUCUUAGCUGUGUUCCAGGACUACAUCAAACUCAUGCCGCUGGUUGUGGAAGCAAACCAGAUGAGUGAGGAGCUAGAGAAGGGGCUCAAAAUGGAAUUGAAGGUGAAGAAUUUGGCAUCGUCAGAUUCCAGGGGCUACGACCUCCAGAAAGAGGUCAUGGUGAAGGUGACCAAGCCGAGGACUCACGAGGUAUGGAUUUGGUCAAAGGCCAAGUUUAUCAAUCGGAAAUUCCUGAUGGAGGAACUUUACCAGCGCUUUCUAGAGAGGGAAGCCAGCCAGGUGGCUCAGGAAGACGACCCUUUCUGGGACCCUGUGGAGGUUGUCCACUUGGGGUCGGCACACGUCUGGCUGCAGUCCUUGGCUUACUGCAUGAUGCUGGAGGAGCAGGUGGAGGUUCUGAACUGUGACGGGCUGCAGGAAUCAGUGCUGCACAUCCGCAUCACGCCCUGCUCCCCGGAGGGAUGGGCACACGGUGAGGAGGACAUGGUUAUUGACCCGCUGGAGCUACUGGGCAAGAGGAUUGACUUCCAGAUUCACAUCGUCGGGUGUCUUGGUGUCAAAUGGCUAAAGGAAGAUGCAAACCGGGGCAUUCAGAUGGGGUACAAAAUUUAUGACCUCCCAAACACUCUGUAUACCAAGCCUGUGUGGACAAAGAGUGUGAAUCCCCGAAUUGAAGAGACUGUCCACAUCGUAGCCUUGAGCGCAUCUCGAGAGUUUCUGGACUACUUACUGACGAAUGCGCUUAUCGUUGAUUUGUGGGGCCUCCAAGAAGGCUGUGCCGAGUUAGGCGUCUCUCAACUGGACAUCCUGCUCCCAGGUGAAGGCCACGUCAUGGUAGAUACCAAGAAAUUGUCCAGUGUGAAGAAUGUGAACCAGAUCAUGUCAAACCAGGUGCCAGAAAUUUAUCAGACACUGCUCAAGUUAGAGCAGGAGACGGAGCUGCUCAGAGAUGUUAACAGAGCCCUCAGAGAAGAAAACGUGUCUCUCAAGGCAUCACUGGAAAAAACUGGUUCUGCUCAACAGGCCCAGAGGCCAGAGGAUCCAAAGAGAGCUGGGGUGAGGGCACAGCUGCCUGCAGCCAGAGAGGCUACACAAAUGUGUGCUCAGCAAGCCAGCUGUGAUGCACAGCUGGCCAGAGCUCUGAAGGUGUUCUAUCAAGGCAUGAGUGUGGCCAGAGGACAGCUCCUCAGACUGAGGCAGUGCAGGCCUCCCGAAGAUGAUGAAAUGCUUCGACCUUUUGUUCACCAACAGUCACUGAUGCUCAAAGAUUUGGAAGACCUGCUUGAAUCCAGUUUACAGAAGCUGAAAAAUGAUGUUGCUGCCAUAGUGAAGAAGAAGAAAGAGUAUCUACUGCAUACCCAACAGUGAAGAUGAGCAUGCUGAAACAUGCUCUGAGUUAAUGACUUCAUUGACUCACAUAACUGCGUCUACCAUUUUUAGGUAAGAUGCUUCCACUUUCCUCUUUUCUGACAAGGCCUUGCUAUGUGGACCAAACUGGCCUUCUCUUGCCUCUGUAUCCCCAGACCCACACUGAGCCUUAAAUGGAUUUAAAAAUCUAUAAAAAAAAUUAACAUGUAUACAGGAUGGUGAGGGGAGAUGUCUAUGGUGAAGGUCAGAACCUGGAGCUCUGGAUUUGAUUGCUCACAUUCUACCCUUCUACAUUGUACAGUGUGGGGCAACUCACUGACCUCCCUUUACUCAUCAGUUAUCUGGGAUGGUUAAUGCUUACCACCUUCCUGGCAGAAUGCCUGGCAGAAAGCAUGCUCAGUAACAAGUACCAUCAGUGCUUUCCUGGGAAAUAGUUCACAUUCCUUUCCUUUUUCCUUUUUAAAAAAGAACAAUUUUGUUGUGUGUGUAUGUCUGUCUGUAUCUCUGUACAUGUGUGCAGUACCUUUUUAGGCCAGAAGAGGGAGUUGGAUCACCUGGAGCUAGAACUAGCGGCAGCCGUUAACCCCACCUUGGUUGCUGGGCGCUGAUCUUGGUCCUCCGGGAGACCUGCACAUGCUGUUAGGCUCUGAGCCAUUUCUCCAGUCUGUUCACUUUUUAUUUUUUGAGACAGAGUCUCUCUCUUAACCCAGGCUGCCCUCGAACUCUUAAUGGUCCCUUCUGCUAUGAUUGCAGGUGUGAACCACCAUGCCUGGCUUUUCCAUUCCACACUGUAAAUAACACCUGCCUGAUUAGUUGAUUUUGUUUCUUUUUGUUGUCGGAAAUAGACAAUAGUUAGUUCACAUUUUUUAUUUUGUACCCUUGCUCUUGAACAAGUCCACCCAUGCACGAGUUUUCCCUACUCAUUUUCUAUUCAUAUGCUUAUUUGAAAUACAUUCAGUGGGCUCAGCCGCAGUAGUGAUGUACUGUAGGAUCUCUGUGGUGCAGAGCUGAAUGUCAGCCAGCUCCUUUCAGUAGACAGUCCAUCCUGCAGCGGAUAUUGGUCCCACAAAUGGUUGGUGAGUCUCAGAGACUGACAGACACUAAUACUCUAGGAAGAGUCUAUACGAAAAUCUUUUAUGGCCAGGGAAACAUCUAGUAACAAAGCCACAAGAAUAGUGACCCUUGGGGCUGGAGAGGUGACUCAGAGGUUUAGAACAUUGGCUGCUCUUCCAAAAGACGCAGGUUCAAUU
This is a messenger RNA of Peromyscus leucopus (white-footed mouse), 5169 nucleotides long. Its product is annotated as kinesin-like protein KIF28P. Gene Ontology annotation, molecular function: microtubule motor activity; ATP binding; microtubule binding. Gene Ontology annotation, cellular component: microtubule; kinesin complex. The record is from RefSeq and is a predicted model, not a curated record. Lineage: Eukaryota; Metazoa; Chordata; Mammalia; Rodentia; Cricetidae. Gene Ontology annotation, biological process: cytoskeleton-dependent intracellular transport; microtubule-based movement.